This is a messenger RNA of Hevea brasiliensis (rubber tree), 537 nucleotides long. RefSeq lists its product as uncharacterized. Bases 1 to 537 code for a protein of 178 amino acids. The record is from RefSeq and is a predicted model, not a curated record. Lineage: Eukaryota; Viridiplantae; Streptophyta; Magnoliopsida; Malpighiales; Euphorbiaceae. The transcript has a single exon.
AUGGGCAAUUACGUUUCUUGCACUCUAUCCACUCCUUUGAUCAAGAAUUCCAAGGCCGCCAGGGUUGUUCUUCCCACCGGAGAAGUUAGGCAAUUUCGCCAUCAGCCCGUCAAAGCGGCAGAGCUCAUGUUGGAGUGUCCUAACUUCUUCUUGGUAAACUCACAAUCUCUUCACAUAGGCAGGAGGUUCUCUGCUCUUUCUGCUGAUGAGGAGGUGGAAUUUGGUAAUGUUUACAUUAUGUUUCCUAUGAAGAGACUGAAUUCCGUUGUCACUGCAGCUGAUAUGGCUGCACUUUUCAUGGCUGCAAAUUCAGCUGCUAAGCGUGUAUCUGGAGGGAAUAAUAGUAAUAAGGUCAGUGUCUUGCCGGAGGCCAGCAGUUCCCUGCAGGGCAGUGAAGAUGGAGGGUCAAGAUUAGGUAGUUCUGAGGAGGAGAUUGAAGGGUUUCCAAUGCCGGAAUUCAAGUACAGGUUAUCUGUGCGUAGGUCAAGGAAAUCCAUGUUAGAGACCAUAAAAGAAGAACCAGUUCGUUCAAGAUAA